This is a messenger RNA of Culicoides brevitarsis, 1410 nucleotides long. RefSeq names its product kelch repeat and BTB domain-containing protein 8-like. The transcript has 3 exons. The coding region runs from base 61 to 1200 and encodes 379 amino acids. The record is from RefSeq and is a predicted model, not a curated record. Gene Ontology annotation, molecular function: protein binding. Gene Ontology annotation, cellular component: cytosol. NCBI's taxonomy places the organism in Eukaryota, Metazoa, Arthropoda, Insecta, Diptera, Ceratopogonidae. Gene Ontology annotation, biological process: neurogenesis.
UAAGGAGCUAGCUCUGUUUUUCGUUCAAUUAAGAAAUUUUUAAUGGAAAAUUAAGUAAAAAUGGACCACCAAAACUUUUUAAAUGCUCUCUUACAGUGGUUUGAUGCCCAAAAGGGCUGCAACGUACACUUUUUGUGUCCAACCUCGGAAAUUCCCGGCAAAAAGCUAAAAAUUGGAGCACACACAAAUAUUCUUGCCAUGGUCAGUGAGUAUUUCAAUGCAAUGUUCUAUGGAACAAUGGCUGUCGACACCGAGAAACCCAUCGAAGUACCCAUCGCGUUUUUACCUUUCAAAUUGUUGCUCAGCUUCAUCUACGGCAGAAAAGUUACAUUCGAUACAAUUGAAAUCGCUCGUGACUUUUACGAAGCAGCUGAUUUUUACAUUUGCAAAGAUGCAAUUGAGUACGGCAUGAAACAUUUCUUUAAGAUGCUUAAACCGGUGAAUGCGCUUGUAUGUUAUGAAAUGGGACACGUUUACAAUAACAAAAACUUGAAAGAUUCAGCAUGGAAGUUUAUUCGUCUUGACGAAAAAAUUCUAGAACGCCAAAAAUUCUUAGAAGCAUCGCCGGAAAUUGUCGUCGACAUAUUUCAAAAACAGGAAUCGUUGAAAGUCAGAUCGGACAAGGAGUUUGUUGUCGCACUUGAACACUAUAUAGAGUACAAUAAGACAUCUGAUCCGGAUAUUGCUGCCAAAAUUCGUCCAGCUAUUCAAAGAAUUUCGUUUUUAACGUUGACGCCAGACGAUAUUCGUGCCACUACACUUUUGACUGAGCCUGAAAAAACUGGAAUUCUUGCCAAUUUGGGAUCGAAUGAGGACAGUGAUUUGAUGCCGGAGGGGUUUUCAAAAUGUAUUGUAUCUAUGAAUUCAAUUCAUGAACUUACCAGAUCUCUCAUGGACUAUGUGGAUUCCAGCGAGGUGGACGAUGAUUCCUAUAACGAAGAUUCUGAGAUGGAAUAUUCGGAUGACAUCUAUUUUGAAGAACAUAAUACAGACUCUGGCGAUAAUAAUGAUGAGCCCCAUUGUCAAUACAUAGAUUAUGAUCAUUACAUAGACAUGCAUUUUGAAGAAGCAUGGGGUAUUAAUACAAAUUCAGAUGAAGACAUAGAAAAUGGGAGUAAUGCGUCUAAUUCCGACAAUGAAGACAUGACCCGUGGGGGUGAUGAUACAGAUGAAGGAAUGGCGAGUGAUACAAACGAAUAAAAUAUUAUUGAUCCACCAACUUUUAGUGCAAGGACCGCUAAUACUUGACUGAAAAUCUCUAAAAUGAUUACUUUUCCUUAGUUUAAACGGAAAAACUAAAACGAUUUUCAAGUCUUUGACGUCAAUCGAUUUAAAAUUAUUAAAAAUCACUUUAAAUUAUUAGUAAAAAUAGAAGAAAAAAUAUUUUAUAAGAAAUUUAUUUCCACAAUC